This is a messenger RNA of Brassica oleracea var. oleracea, 1575 nucleotides long. Its product is annotated as chaperone protein dnaJ 3. NCBI's taxonomy places the organism in Eukaryota, Viridiplantae, Streptophyta, Magnoliopsida, Brassicales, Brassicaceae. The transcript is spliced from 6 exons. Gene Ontology annotation, cellular component: cytosol; cytoplasm. The record is from RefSeq and is a predicted model, not a curated record. Gene Ontology annotation, molecular function: Hsp70 protein binding; ATP binding. Gene Ontology annotation, biological process: response to heat; protein refolding. The coding region runs from base 120 to 1391 and encodes 423 amino acids.
AAGACCUUUAAGCAAAGUCUUCGAAGAGCAGCCACAACAACAAACUCCAUCUCCUUCUCUCUCUCUCUCUCGCAUCUCUCCUCUUUUGUUUUUAGGGUUUUCUUAAAAACGGAGAAAAGAUGUUCAGAAGAGGACCUUCGAGCAAGAGCGACAACACCAAGUUCUACGAGAUCCUCGGCGUCCCCAAGACCGCUUCGCCUGAAGAUCUCAAAAAGGCUUACAAGAAAGCCGCCAUCAAAAACCAUCCCGACAAGGGUGGAGAUCCAGAGAAGUUCAAGGAGCUAGCUCAGGCUUAUGAGGUUCUCAGCGAUCCGGAGAAGCGUGAGAUCUAUGAUCAGUACGGUGAGGAUGCGCUCAAGGAAGGAAUGGGUGGUGGAGGCGGUGGUCAUGACCCCUUUGACAUCUUCUCCUCCUUCUUUGGUGGUGGCGGUGGACACCCUUUCGGAGGUGGCAGCAGCCGUGGAAGGAGGCAGAGGCGUGGUGAAGAUGUUGUUCACCCUCUGAAGGUUUCUCUAGAGGAUCUUUAUCUCGGAACAACGAAGAAGCUCUCGCUUUCAAGGAAGGCUUUGUGCUCAAAGUGUAACGGAAAGGGUUCGAAGUCUGGAGCUUCGAUGACAUGCGGUGGAUGCCAGGGAUCGGGGAUGAAGGUCUCCAUCAGGCAGAUUGGACCUGGGAUGAUUCAGCAGAUGCAGCAUCCUUGUCAUGACUGCAAGGGCACUGGAGAGACCAUCAACGAUCGGGAUAGGUGUCCACAGUGCAAAGGAGAGAAGGUCGUCUCCGAGAAGAAGGUGCUUGAAGUAGCUGUGGAGAAGGGGAUGCAACACAGCCAGAAGAUUACAUUCAGAGGACAAGCAGAUGAAGCGCCUGAUACAGUCACUGGAGAUAUAGUCUUCGUCAUUCAGCAGAAGGAGCACUCAACCUUCAAGAGAAAGGGAGAUGAUCUCUUCGUGGAGCACACCCUCUCUCUAACGGAAGCCCUCUGUGGGUUCCAGUUUGUCUUGACACACUUGGACACAAGGCAGCUUCUCAUCAAAUCGAAUCCCGGGGAGGUUGUGAAGCCAGAUUCGUACAGGGCGAUAAGUGACGAGGGGAUGCCUAUACACCAAAGGCCCUUCAUGAAGGGUAAGCUUUACAUCCACUUCACUGUGGAGUUCCCGGACUCGCUGAACCCGGACCAGACAAAGGCCAUUGAAGCGGUUUUGCCAAAGCGUGCAAAUGCGACUCUGAGCGACAUGGAGAUAGACGAGUGCGAGGAGACGACGCUGCACGAUGUGAACAUUGAGGAUGAGAUGAGGAGGAAGGCUCAAGCUCAAAGAGAGGCUUAUGAUGAUGACGACGAUGAUGAGGAAGGCCCAGGCGGUGCUCAGCGUGUGCAAUGCGCCCAGCAGUGAUGUGACUUGCGCUUUUUAGUGAUAUCUAAAUGCUGGUUACGAUUUUUUAGUAAGACUUUUGCCGAUUCUGUGGCAAGAAACUCCUCUUAAUUCAAAUGCUGGUUACAUUUUUGUUUGUUUUGUUUUUCUGAAUAAACUUCUCUAGUUCUUGGAUCUUGUUACUAGUUCGGGUUGUACGAAACUA